Anisakis simplex (herring worm) is the source of this 1491-nucleotide messenger RNA. Lineage: Eukaryota; Metazoa; Nematoda; Chromadorea; Rhabditida; Anisakidae. The record is from the annotation of a GenBank genome assembly.
AUGACUAGUCAAAUUUCAGUCUUACCCAGCAGUGCACCAUCAACGGCUCGUGAUAGUCUUAAGCCAGCCCUAUCGAAAUCCGUCUAUUCGGAUGAAGGCGCUCAUCCAUCGCAAUCAAUUCCAUCGCCAGAUUUUUCAUAUGAACGUUCCAUAACGAUCGGCUCAUGUCCUCCAUCGGCUCUUGGAAGCACAUCACGCUCGCAAAUUCCCACCGGUGGAUCCUCACAGCUUCAAGCGUCCAAUCUGGACGAUGAAGAAGAAUUGAUGUUCAAGAAUUUACCAUGGAUUAAGGUCGUUAUAACAGUGAUGAACAGUUUCAAUCUCACAUGCACACAUGAAAAGUGUUGUCAAAAGUGGUGUUUUGAACGGAUCUAUCGGCAGUGUUAUCGCCUUACAGAAGCAUUACGUAAGAUCUAUGAUGACAGUUUGCCUUCGGAAACAAGAUUGGACAGGCGUAAAGCGCUGAUCGAUAUGUGGAAUACUAAACAGGAGACUAUGCGGAAGUCGCUACAAAGACAUUCUUGCUAUGUGGCGAGACGUGAAAGUGCGACUGUCCGACAAGGUGCAUUGGUGGACAAGGCACCGAUGGCCUUGAGGGGUUUGCUGAUUGAAAAACUCAAUGAAAUUGAAGAAGGCAAGGAGGCUAGAGCUAAGAAAGCAGUCAAUCAGGAUUCUGAUGACCUGAUAGAAGCUAGUCAGCUGCAGGCUCGUCAACGAGCACCGGCCAUCNUGAGUUAUAUUCGAACACAAGUUCUGCACAUAGCACAUUCGCCGUUAUCAACACUGCUCAAGAGUUGUCUUGUGCUCAAAGAUGAACAGUACAGUGAAACCUUGAACAUCUCAUGGCAAUUGCUUGUUCAUUCAGAUGCACAUGUAGUUGCAACAGCAGCAUCUCUGUUCAUUGUAACGGCCGUCCGGCGUCAAGAGGCUACUGUUUCGGUUAUGCAAAAAGACUUGACGAAUCCAGAUGCAAGCGUAAGAACUGCGGCAAUCCGGCGGUUUCAUGCGCUCUGGCGGAAUCGUUUCCACGUUUGGUUGAAAAUGGAGGAUGGAGCUCAAAUGAACUUUAAAGUUCCUCCGCCAGGUAUUGACUUCACUUUACCAUCUCCGCCAAUCGGUCAGAGUCAAUCGGCAGUCGUCGAUCCACCGUGGAUGCCGCAUGUCAAAACAAAAGUUGAAGAACUUUCCUUGAAGGAAGAGGAACAAGCAACGAGCCAAACCAUCAUGACGAUGACUCGAACGCGAAGAAAGCAAAAACAAGAAAUGGUGCGAAGAGCCGUGCGGGAAGCGGAAGAACGGCAAUCUGCCCUCAGACAAAAAUUCCCCCUAAGAGCCACUGCUAUUAUUCAUCAAGCGGCCUACGAGCCGGCUUUAUUCCAUCAUCAACUCACCUCUCAACAAAUUACCAGUGACGCAUCAGGAGAAGGCAAGUUCCAAAAUGAUUUUGCCCACUCUAAACUAUCAUGCGUAUAUCGUGUUAUUGGAUACUAG